Molecule: messenger RNA, 2337 nt
Organism: Aspergillus uvarum CBS 121591
Lineage: Eukaryota; Fungi; Ascomycota; Eurotiomycetes; Eurotiales; Aspergillaceae
Product: CAMK family serine/threonine-protein kinase
Exons: 6
Coding region: 394-2337 (647 amino acids)
Biological process (GO): protein phosphorylation; mitotic DNA damage checkpoint signaling
Cellular component (GO): nucleus
Molecular function (GO): protein serine/threonine kinase activity; protein binding; ATP binding
Source: RefSeq, a predicted model, not a curated record
UAUCUCCCGCAUUGUGAGCGUUUCAAAGUCCCUUGGAUUCCAUCACUCUCUCGCUCCUCGCCGAAAUUGAGCCAGUCGGCCCGCCAUCUCCUUCCCACACUUCCUUUCCUUAUCUUCAAGGUUCCUUAUCUUUUCUCCCUUUCUCUAUCCUUCUUUCCUCAAUCAUUCUCUGGAGUCCAUUUUAAGCUCUUGCUUUCCUGUCCCUUAUACAGGUGGAUGUAGCAGGCCGAGGGUUCUGAGAAAGCCGCCACUACAUGUCAAUUGCGGAACCUCCUGCCGUAACUCCAGCUAGUCUCAAACAGAAUCUUAGAACGAACCAGUCUUGUGCAGACCAUAGGAUCCGAGGAUAUUACAUGCAAGUUGGAAAUUUGAUAUGAUGUAAAAGGCGGAACAAUGACACCACAAAAUGAGAGAAGCUCUCUUAAGCGCGGAAGGGCCAACAAGGAGCAUGAUUCGAAGCACCUCAAGAAAGCGCGACGGUCUGAAGAAUUACCACCACAGCCAACCGAUCAGUUAUACCUACCUACGCCUAUAGUCCAGCAGGAGUUGAGCACAAGAAACGACGAUAAAGAGCUAGCUGAAACCGCGAAUGACAAAAAAAGCGUCCAACAGUGUAGUACGCCCUUGAGUACUGGUAUUCCUCAGCCGAGUCCAUCCCCGCCUCACGAUACACAGGCCCUCUCUCAAUUUGUUUAUCCACCUAGAGCAUUUGCCGAUGAAGUUGAAGACGAAGCUGCGGAAGGGGUUUGGGGUUAUCUCCUUCCCCUCGACGAUAAGGUUCCAGCUGCUCUGGUUCUGCGCAAAAGGAGUGGAUGUGAGAGCCAUGGGCUUCGAUCUACCGGAGUCACGCAAGGAGAAAAGGGGCAUCCCAAGGAGCCUGAGUCAAAGAACAAGCGAGAGAGUUUGCUGGCACCGGGAGGCUAUCUUGUAGGUCGCCAUCGUGAGUGUGAUCUUGUCCUAAAGAUUCCCACUGUAUCCAACCGUCAUUUUCUGUUGUUCCCUGAGAAUAAGAAAGGCGAUUCAAUUGCUGUCCUAGAGGAUCUGUCUAGCAAUGGGACUUUUGUCAACGAUGCAAUUGUUGGACGUAACCAACAUCGAGAACUCGAAGAUGGUGACGAGAUCACAAUUCUGGACCAAGCACGCUUUGUUUUCAGAUAUCCUCGGAUAAGGGAUACAAAUCGCUUUCGUCAACAGUAUCGAAUUCUUCAACAACUUGGGAAAGGACAUUUCGCCAGCGUAUACCUUUGCGUGGAACGAGCUACGGGAAUACAUUAUGCGGUCAAACUGUUCGAGAAACGUUCAAGUGACUCUCAAAAAUCACAGACCGACGCCUUGCAACAAGAGAUUGGGCUUCUGAUGGGAGUCAGUCAUCCGAACCUUCUAUGUCUCAAAGAUACAUUCGAUGAGAGUGAUGGGGUAUAUCUUGUACUCGAACUUGCCUCGGAAGGUGAACUUUUCAACUUGAUCGUCAGCAAACAAAGAUUCUCGGAAACGGAGACCCGCCAUAUCUUCAUCCAGAUAUUUGAAGGUCUGAAGUACUUGCACGAUCGUGGUAUCGUUCACCGAGACAUCAAACCAGAGAAUAUUCUCGUUGCAGAUCAAAGAUUGACAGUAAAGCUUGGAGACUUUGGACUAGCCAAGAUAAUUGGUGAAGAUUCCUUCACAACUACUCUAUGCGGGACGCCAAGCUCUCAUUCUCUAGAUGUCGCGCCCGAGAUACUGCAGGAGUCUCGUCGGCGUAAGUACACUAAAGCAGUUGAUAUCUGGUCGCUUGGGGUGGUUCUCUACAUAUGCCUCUGCGGAUUUCCGCCAUUUUCCGACGAACUCUACACCCCGGAAAACCCUUACACCCUAGCACAACAAAUCAAAAUGGGUCGUUUCGACUACCCAUCACCAUAUUGGGAUUCUGUUGGGGAUCCGGCUUUGGAUUUGAUUGAUAAGAUGCUCACGGUCGAUGUUGACAAGCGCAUAACUGUCGAUGAAUGCUUGGAACAUCCAUGGCUCACACAAACUUACCCUAGUUUGUCCGACAGCACGGAUGGGCUGACCGGCGCCUUGGAUAAAUUGGACUUUUCCAAGCGUAAAUUAGCUCGCGAAAGAACGCUCCUCAGUCAUAUCAAUGAUGUCAGUUUCAACGAAUGCAAGGAGCGCAACGGCACUACCGUGCGGGUUUUCCACAAUAGCCAUACUGGGAAGCGCACUCACAAUCAUCCUGCCAAGGUUAUUAAGGGUGGAGAGGCCUGCGACAACAACAGCGCACCUAAAGACUUCAUCAACCUUGGGGAGCAGGGAGAUCCACUCCUAUAUCCGGAUGAAGCAGGGCCCAGUCACGAGUAA